This is a messenger RNA of Quercus lobata, 1950 nucleotides long. RefSeq lists its product as uncharacterized. Gene Ontology annotation, molecular function: RNA-DNA hybrid ribonuclease activity; nucleic acid binding. The transcript is spliced from 5 exons. The coding region runs from base 1 to 1950 and encodes 649 amino acids. The record is from RefSeq and is a predicted model, not a curated record. NCBI's taxonomy places the organism in Eukaryota, Viridiplantae, Streptophyta, Magnoliopsida, Fagales, Fagaceae.
AUGGCAUUCGAAACCCUCCACUACAUGAAGAAUCACCAAAAAGGGAAGUCGGGCUUUAUGGCUCUCAAGUUGGAUAUGAGCAAGGCCUACGACCGCGUGGAAUGGGUUUUUCUUGAGGGAAUGAUGAAGCAGAUGGGCUUUGAUAUAAGGUGGAUAGCCCUUAUUAUGGAAUGUAUCACUACGGUCAGCUACUCCAUUCUAGUCAAUGGCGAUCCUUCAGAAAGUUUUCUUCCCUCUCGUGGGCUUAGGCAGGGAGACCCUCUGUCUCCUUACCUAUUUCUUAUAUGCUCAGAAAGGCUUCACGGACUAUUGAAUAAAGAGGCGGAGGAGGGUCAUAUCCGAGGGGUUUCCAUUUGCAAGAAGGGCCCGAGAUUAACGCAUUUAUUUUUUGCGGACGAUAGCCUGGUUUUCUGCAAGGCCUCUAUCGCUGAAUGCCAGAACAUCCAAUCCGUACUGAAUGUCUAUGAGAAAGCCUCGGGGCAGAAGCUCAACCGGAACAAAACGGGGCUUUUUUUCAGCAAGUCCACCCCUCCACAUAUUCUCAACCAAAUAAAGGAGUUCUUGGGAGUUCAAGAGGUCAAAAACCAUGAGAAAUACCUCGGCCUCCCAUCUUUAGUAGGAAAACACAAAAAAGCAAGCUUGAGGUUCAUUAAAGAGAAGAUUUUAGCUAAGCUCCAAGGCUGGAAGGAGCAAUUGCUAUCCCAAGCGGGUCGUGAAAUUCUCCUAAAGGCUGUCAUACAGGCAAUUCCAACCUUUGCGAUGAGUUGCUUCAAAAUUCCAACUACCCUUUGCGAGGAGAUCGAGUCCCUGAUUAGGAAAUUCUGGUGGGGGCAGCGGGGGAAUCAAAGGAAAAUUCACUGGACUAAAUGGAGUGCUCUCUGUAAGCCAAAAGACCGUGGAGGCAUGGGUUUCAAGGAACUUCAAAAAUUCAACGAAGCCAUGCUUGCUAAACAGGUUUGGCGGCUGCUGGACAACAACGACUCUCUCUUCCACUGGUUUUUUAAAUCCAAGUUCUUCCCCAACGGUUCCAUUCUUAAGGCCAAAGAAGGCAACGGUUCCUUUGCCUGGAAAAGUCUAUUGAAGGGUAGGGAUGUGAUCUCCUCAUACAGCCCUCUUGGUUACGAUGCUAAAGUUUCUAUUUUGAUUGAUCAUGAUAAUUGCUGCUGGCGUGAAGAUGUGAUCGACUCCUCCUUCUCGCCUCAUGAAGCCGCUCUGAUCAAAGCCAUCCCUCUAAGCCUAGAUAACUGUGUGGAUAUGCUAUUUUGGCCUAAGAACUCUAAUGGACUUUACUCUGUCAAAUCUGGGUAUAAAUUGCUUCUGGAGUGUGAAUUGAAUGAUGAGCCAUCUUCCUCUGAUUUGUCGCUAUCUAAAAAAGUUUGGAGAGGCAUUUGGAACCUCAAAAUUCCAAAUAGAGCAAAAAAUCUCCUAUGGAGAGCUGGUUCGGAGACCCUUCCCACCAGAGUCCAUUUUAGGUGGUUAUCUAAGCUUGCCGUGAAUUGCUCUUCUUUCCUGGAUGUCAUCCAGCUAACCCAAGAUCAUAACAACCUCUCGGACCUAUUUGCCAUGAUAGCAGCGCUAAUUUGGGCGCGAAGGAACCAGAUCCGUGUGGGUGACAAGGUUAACUUUGAUGGCGCCACCUUCUCAUCCAAAGCUCUGGCUGGUUUGGGAGCUAUCAUCCGGAACGAACAAGGUCUAGUUAUGGCUGCCUAUACACAUUCUAUUCCCCUGCCUACUUCGGUAGAGACAGUGGAAGUGUUGGCAGCGCGCAGUGCAAUCUGCCUGGCAAAGGAUCUGAAUUUUUCCAAGGUGUCUUUCUGUCACACUCGCAGACAAGGGAAUCGAGUUGCGCAUGGUUUGGCUCGUUUGGCUUGUAAUUUUUCUGAUUAUCAAGUCUGGAUGGAGGAUGUUCCUCCGGACUUAUAUGAUGUAUAUUGUUCUGAUUUUCCUUAA